Messenger RNA from Nothobranchius furzeri (turquoise killifish), 2886 nucleotides. NCBI's taxonomy places the organism in Eukaryota, Metazoa, Chordata, Actinopteri, Cyprinodontiformes, Nothobranchiidae. The record is from RefSeq and is a predicted model, not a curated record.
AGUGCGUCGAGUUUGGUGGCAGGAGAAUCUCGUCUCUGCUUUUUGCGGAUGAUGUGGUCCUCCUAGCUUCAUCCAGCUCUGACCUUCAGCUCUUGCUGGGUAGGUUCGCGGCCGAAUGUGAAGCGGCUGGGAUGAGGAUCAGCACCUCCAAAUCUGAGACCAUGGUUCUCGACCGGAAAAGGGUGGCUUGCCACCUCCGGGUCGGGGGAGAGGUCCUACCUCAAGUGGAGGAGUUUAAGUAUCUCAGGGUCUUGUUCACGAGUGAGGGUAGGAGGGAUCGGGAGAUCGACAGGCGGAUUGGUUCGGCGUCUGCAGUGAUGCGGACGCUGAGCCGAUCUGUCGUGGGGAAGAGGAUGCUGAGCCAGAAAGCCAGGCUCUCGAUUUACCGGUCGAUCUACGUCCCAAUCCUCACCUAUGGUCAUGAGCUUUGGGUAAUGACCGAAAGAACGAGAUCGCGGAUACAAGCGGCCGAAAUGAGUUUCCUCCGUAGGGUGGCCGGGCUCAGCCUUAGAGAUAGGGUGAGGAGCUCGGACAUUCGGGAGGGACUCGGAGUAGAACCGCUGCUCCUCCGGAUCGAAAGGAGCCAGUUGAGGUGGUUUGGGCAUCUGGUCAGGAUGCCUCCUGGACGCCUCCCCGGGGAGGUGUUUCGGGCAUGUCCUGCCGGCAGAAGGCCCCCGGGUCGACCCAGGACACGUUGGAGAGGUUACAUCUCCAAUCUGGUCCGGGAACGCCUUGGGGUCCUGCCAGAGGAGCUGGUGGACAAGGCCGGGGAGAGGACGGCCUGGAGCUCCCUAGUUGGGAUGCUGCCCCCGCGACCCGGACCCGGAUAAGCGGAGGAAGACGAAGACGACGAAGACGGUCUGGCAACGCUCCAUUGACGGCUCUCGGUUGUGGGGCGGGUUCUACCGUUGUCUUUCAAAUGAUCUCCGCACGCUACUGGACAAUGAAUGUGACAUACUCUUGUUUCACUCUGUUGCAUCAUCCCACCCACCAGGCAUACAGAGUGCCCUGAUUGGCCCACAAAGCGGAUAAAGCUCUGUGAUUUGUUCACUAAGCAGAUAGAGCACUAUGAUCGGCCCACCAUUAUGGACCAAUCACAGCUCUUUAUGUGUUUGAAACCCCUCUAGAGAGCUGUGAUUGGCUAGCCAGAAUGCCGUUGGGGCUGCAGAGGUUCCAGUGGAGCACUCCUAGACCAAACUUUGCAAAGCAAGAAUUUGGUCUAGUUCACUAGGCUAACUACCAUCACCAUGUCUGACUGUUGAUAUGUAUGAUGCAGGUGGGUUAGGGUUAGGGAUCACGUUUCAGAAAGUUCUAACUCCAAGAGGUAUUUUCUCAAAGGUCUUAGGGAUGUUCUGGUGUUUUUUUGUUUUUUUUGGUAAAUAUGAGACCUUUGGGUUAUUUUUUUUUUUUGUUGAGUAGAAGUUUUGACCUUGGAACUCACCCAUGGAGGCUGAUUUAGCCUUAUUCUUAUUGUUGAAUCAUGACUUCUGACAUUUACCUUAAUCAGGUGAGGCCUGCUGUGCUUUAGACUUUCUUGUGUUUAUUAAUAGUUUUAGAACAGGUCAUGAUGUUUUGCUUCUUGAGAUCUUAUAGUCUACUUUUGACUAACAAACAGGUUCUAAAUGACCUCUCAUUUCUAAUUAAAGGUACAAUAUGUAAGAUUUUUACAGUGAAAUAAUCACAAAACUGUCCAAUGUCUCAAUUUUGUUGGAAGAAAGGUUAGAUUGAAACAGAUUUUCUUCUCAGCUGGCUGGGGCGUUGUCAGCUUCUUUCAAAAAACUUAAAAGAGCCAUAGUCAUUGUUAACAAUCUGUGAGCCCACAGGUUUGCUAAAUCUGCGCCGAUCUGACACUGCAUUUUAAUUUUGACACUGGCUGACAAAAAGCUCCAGAGUUAUUUAAAGAACCAAAGUCGGUAAACAGGAGUGACCCAGAAGUUAUUUCUUGUUCUCUUAAAGCACAGGCAGACUGGCAAUCUGAGUUCUGCAGAAUCUCAGAUCGGCCGGUUUGCUCUAGGGCUGGUGGCUGUGCGCCAGGCUGUUGUCGGCGCCCACUCCACCCCCCAUCGAAGGAUCGAGCAGACUGCAGCAACGAUCAGCCUCCUCCAACCCGCUCGGAUAAGUUAACACAGAGGGCUCUUCCAAUAGAUUGAGAAAUUCUAGAGCUGAGUUAUCAUCCCAGUCCGCCCCUGAUCCAUAACUGGCAAAAGCCAUGACAGUAAUGGAACGGGAGUGAGAAAGUCUCUUGUUUUGUUUCGAAAAUGGGAGGGAGUAAUCAAGUUUGACCAAAGGACAUCAUUCCCACUUAAUUCUUACAAAAUACACCUUUAAGUGAUAUUUUCUUUGAUACAUUUCACCACACUAUAUUACUAGUUUAUACUUCAUCUUUUAAUUAGUUACUUGAACAUUUUAGUCGAAUGUGAAAAAGAAAGUAGAUGUUCAGCUUACAUCCUCAGAAACACACUCUGGCCGUCUGCACCGAUGCAAAUACACACACACAAUUAUUUUCACAGCAUCGUCUUAUUGUCUGCGCUCAAGCUUUUCUGGAAAACCACAAAAAGCCAUGCAAGGCGAGCAAUCGUCCCUUGCAUAACAUGCAAACUAACAUGUGACAAAGACACAAAAACAACAUAUAAUGUGCUAAAUCAAGUUCACUAUUUAGAGUUUAAAAAAAGGCAAUGUCAUAAAACUUGAAUUGUUUAAUUCUUUGCAUGUGCAGCAUAAUAAAACUGACUCUGGUGAAAGUUAGACUCAACUGUUUGUCAUUUCCUUUGAGUGGCCAGGAAUGCCGUGACAGUCAUUUCCAAGAAGCAGCUGUGUUGUAGUGUUUGUUUUUGUGGAGCUAAAUGAGCGAUCAUUAAUCCCACUGUGUGUGUAAGGUGGCUUUCA